AUGAGUAGAGGUACAAAUCUCUUUGUAGCAUUUUCUAUAUCUGGAAUAGUCUGGAUAGUUACUCUAUUCUUAUCAACUGGAUAUGUGAAUGAAGUUGCCAAAUCCAUGCCAACAUAUGCUUUGAUUUUAUAUUUCUCUUAUGCACUUUUUAAGGUCGGAGGCGAUUUGGCACGUUUAAAGGAUUAUCCUGAAGAGGCUUAAUCGUUAUAAAAGGAGGUUGAGGAGGCAAAACGCUUCUAUAAGGAGAAGGGAUUAAAAUUGUGA
Messenger RNA from Paramecium tetraurelia, 264 nucleotides. RefSeq lists its product as uncharacterized. The transcript has 2 exons. The record is from RefSeq and is a predicted model, not a curated record. Gene Ontology annotation, biological process: GPI anchor biosynthetic process. Lineage: Eukaryota; Ciliophora; Oligohymenophorea; Peniculida; Parameciidae. Gene Ontology annotation, cellular component: dolichol-phosphate-mannose synthase complex; endoplasmic reticulum membrane.